AUGAAGGUGCUUCUAUUUGUGCUCCUGCUGGCCACUGUGUCCUUGGGUCUCGCUCAGUCCCUGCAAUGCCACGUGUGCUGUGGCCAUGAGAACUGCGAGUCUCUGGUGGAGUGCUCUGCGACAGACAAGUACUGUGUAAUUACCAGGGCAACCAACCCCAGCGGGAUCCUGGUGAUGAAGUCCUGCGCUCCGACCUGCCCCAACAGCACGGUCUCGUCGGACGGUCGGGCCCUGUCCGUGUCCUGCUGCCAGGGGAACAUGUGCAACCGCAGUGCCGCCACGGGCGUCCGGGGCAGCCACGCCAUGGUGUGGGCCACCGCCGUCUCUGCCAGCCUCCUCUGUGCCCUCUUCCGGGCCCGGUUGUGA
This is a messenger RNA of Tachyglossus aculeatus (Australian echidna), 366 nucleotides long. Its product is annotated as secreted Ly-6/uPAR domain-containing protein 2-like. Gene Ontology annotation, molecular function: acetylcholine receptor inhibitor activity. The coding region runs from base 1 to 366 and encodes 121 amino acids. NCBI's taxonomy places the organism in Eukaryota, Metazoa, Chordata, Mammalia, Monotremata, Tachyglossidae. The transcript has 3 exons. The record is from RefSeq and is a predicted model, not a curated record.